This is a messenger RNA of Asterias rubens (European starfish), 3844 nucleotides long. Its product is annotated as cholesterol 7-desaturase-like. Gene Ontology annotation, biological process: cholesterol metabolic process; chlorophyll biosynthetic process. Gene Ontology annotation, molecular function: 2 iron, 2 sulfur cluster binding; chlorophyllide a oxygenase activity. Gene Ontology annotation, cellular component: chloroplast. The transcript is spliced from 7 exons. The coding region runs from base 77 to 1534 and encodes 485 amino acids. The record is from RefSeq and is a predicted model, not a curated record. Lineage: Eukaryota; Metazoa; Echinodermata; Asteroidea; Forcipulatida; Asteriidae.
UGUGUGUUUGAUACGUGCAAAAGGCUCACAGUGGCGUUGAACAACCAUCAACACCGGCCGACUGGAGUGGUAGUGAAUGGUUGAAGUUUUUCUUAAACAAACUUUCAACAUGGCAAGAAUAAACUCCGUCGUGCUGAAUCUUAUACUGCCCGUCAUCUUGGCAGUCAUAUUCUUCCGGUCCACGGCCCUGACAUCGCUCAGGGAUGGCAUGAAACCGUAUUUUGUUCACGACCCCAACGGGGCCCGUUCCGAAAACACAACGGUCGCUGCGAGCCAGAUUGCCGAGGCCCUGGACACUAUUUUCAGCGGACGUUUUCUGCUGUCAUUGGGGCUGAGCGUUGCCCUGGUGUACUCCUCGGUCUACGUCUACCAACUGUUGUUCUACCCGCUCGAGUUGACCAGGAGCGAGGGAGACGUAGGGUACAUUCUGGACCACAGAGGAGGCAAGAGCAAGCAAGAUGUUGCUAAUGAGAUGCGACAGAGAAGACGGCUUGGGAAUCUUCCCCCUGUCUAUCCGAAUGGAUGGUUCUCGCUGUUCAGAUCUCAUCAAGUUCAGAAAGAACCGCGAUAUGUCAGUGCUCUUGGUCAGGAGUUGGUUGUGUUCCGUGGCGAGGAUGACGGCCAAGCCUACAUCGUGGAUGCCUACUGCCCUCACCUUGGCGCUAACCUUGGAGUCGGAGGUCAAGUCCGCGGUAACUGUAUAGAGUGUCCGUUCCACGGCUGGACCUUCAGAGGGGAAGAUGGCAAGUGUGUCAAGAUUCCAUAUGCACAGAAAGUUCCUGACUUUGCAAAGAUUAAAUCCUGGCCGUGCCUGGAGACGAACGGGGAGAUCUUCGUCUGGUUCCAUGCAGAGGGUGCUGAGCCGUCAUGGACCCCACCGGUCAUUGAAGAGAUCGCUAAUGGGAAGAUGAAGUAUCACGGCAUGACCGAGCAUGUGGUCAACGCCCAUGUUGAGGAGGUACCAGAGAAUGGUGCAGACAUUGCUCACUUGGGACAUCUACACGGACCAAUCAUGUUCCUCGGCAGAGAUCUACGUGAAAUUUAUAAUGUGUUCUGGUCAUUUGCCAAGCAUGAAUGGGUCGGGAAUUGGGACAUCAGUCCCGAUGAGAAACACACAGGUACCCUGUCCCUCAAGCAUAGGUGUACCAUCUUUGGCAUUCCACUCCCGCUGAUGACGGUGUCUGCAGAAGCUAUCCAGGUUGGUCCUGGUCUGGUGCACCUCUUCAUCAGACAUUGGUUGUUUGGGGAAGCAGUCUUGGUGCACGCCAUCACUCCCAUCGAGCCCUUGAAGCAGAAACUGACCCACUGCUGCUGGAGCAGAACCUUCCCACGCUUUGCCGCUAAGCUGAUUCUCUUCUCGGAGUGCUUACAGGUGGAGCGUGACAUGAUGGUGUGGAACCACAAGACCUACAUGUCCAAGCCUGUCCUUGUUAAAGAAGACUCCCUAAUCUCCAAGCACCGUCGUUGGUACUCCCAGUUCUACAGCGAGAACAGCCCCAAGUAUUACGAGAGAAAGGUUGAGCUUAGCUGGUGAGAUGGGAGGGUGUCUGGAUGCGGUCAUAAUCCAUUGAUGUGAGUUGUUGGAAGUUCGAGGAGUUCUCUUUUAAUUCUGAGAAUCGUUAUAAUAAAUUCCAAAAUAAUAUAAACUUAUACAUUUAAUGGGAAGAAAGUUAAUUGUUUUGGUGUAAAUUUGUAUUAAAUGUGAGUUGUGAGUUGUUGGGAUUCCAAGGAGUCCUCGAUUAAUUCUGAGAAACAAAUACCUUCAUAAUAUAUACUUACAAAGAUAACUUAUUGUUAUUGUGUAAAUUUGAAGGAAAAAACAACAUUUGGCUUAUAUUUUUGUGUUAAUGGUUUUAAGUAUGUAGAAAUAUUCCAAUUUGUGAAUGAUGUUUUAAUUAGUGAGCAGCUUAUGUACCAAAUGCAGGCCAAUGCUUAAAAAAAAGGAAUGUUAAGUCGAAGAAAGUGUUAAAGUUUUUCCACAUUCUCCACCUUAGCCUUGCCAAUGCAAAGAAUAGUUUCCCACCCGAGAACUGACAAAAGUCAUUGUUACUUAAUAAUACUCUCUAAACGAUGACAGUCAAUUUGGUGGUUUCUUCAGCACAAAGCCAUUUUCUUAUUGUUAGAAUCUUGUAAACCUCAACCACCGUGUUAAACAAAUCUAGGGCAGUUUUUAGUGUGUUGUCACUUUAUGACCAAAAACAUAAUUUUUAUUUACUUAUAAUUUACUUGCAAUGUAGCUAUGCAAGACGAGCAUCACAAAUUAAUUUGCAUAUUUAUGGCAGAGUGGAAAAAUGUAUUAUAAUAGUUGUCUACGCAUUACAUGUACCUUGAAUCACUUAAUCAUGGAAAGCAAGAUUUGAAACUUUUUUGUAUUAAUCAAGGAAAGUUGUAUAUUUUAAUCAUGCAAAUGCCAGAUGAGGUACGUUCUGCUCCCAUUCACUUUACAUGUAAGUGUCCUGGGUGGAUUUCACAAAGAGUAAUGACUAGUCUAGACUAGACUUAUCCUGACUUAGGACGAGUUACUUGUCCUAACUUAGGAUGGGUUCAAUGCGUCCUAACAUCUUCAAAUGCGGAACUGAACUCAACCCAAGUCCUAAGAUUAAUCCUAAGUUAGGUAGAGUCUGGUGAAAUCGACGGCAGGAAAGAGUUAAGACUAGUCUUACCUCGAGUUAGGACGAGUUACUUGUCCUAACUUAGGACUAGCAAUAAGUUUUAAGUAUCUCCUCCUAACUCUUUGUGAAAUCUACCCCUGGUCAUUUGGCCAAGAACAUGACAUGUCUGUCCCAAUUGUUCUGUGGGCCAGCAGUCCUCAAUCCUCCGCAAACAAAUAACUUUCUGAUGAGGAUUUUGGUGGAUUUCUGAGGAUAAAAUAAGGACAUAGAUAGCUGGCUUUUCUAGGAUUGAGGGGAGUAUGAUUUUUUUGAGACUUUACACCUCAUGUAGUUCUCAUGUUUGAAAACCUAUACAUCAUAAGAAUGUUUUGGGGUUUUGAACUAUAAUAUUUAUAGACAGAAACAUUUCUCAGGUACUAAAACCAAUUCUAGUGAAACCGUGCUUUCAAAGUAGUACUUUGGAAUUAUUCAGUUUUUAAUCUCAUCUUGGUUUAAAAAUUAUAUUAUAUGCUGAGCAACUAACAUUCAGCUAAAUAUGAACACCAAUAAUAAGAAGAUCAAAUUAAGGCCAAGUAAGCUGUUUACAUCGUUCCUCGUCAAUUUCUGCUCAUGGGCCAAAUUUCAUUUUGAAAAAAAGAAAAAUCAAAGUUAGUGCUUUUAAGAAUUUAGAGAGCAAACCACAAAUACUAAGUUUAAUACUUAUUGGGUUAUUUGUGUGUUUUGUUAUCCUGACUAAGCAGCUAAUAUUAUGGAAAGAAUUACUGAAUGAAAAAUAACUGUAAAAUAAUGUGUAAACAAUGUUAAAGAAGUUUAUUUUUAGUUGAUAAUUCAGUGUUUAAGAAUGAAAUACAAUUACCAAUGCAAUUUGAAAGAGUACUAUAAAAUGUCGACACACACUCAAAAAGGCCUUUAUUAUACAGACUAAUAUCAUGGAAGUUUCUUUGGUAGUCGGUAAUUGUGACAGGUUUUUGUUUAUUUUGUGCACUUACAAGUUUGAAGUUAAAUGUGCUUUAUUAGUUAAGGUUUUUUAAAUUUGCUUGCUGAGUUCUAAAUUUAAUGUCAUCCUUUGAGUGUUGGACCUGAAGCAUACAGUUAUGGUUUUUAAGUUAAUAUUACAGUAAAUUAACGUAGUAAUCACACAAUUUCUUUCUGCAGGCUGUCUUAAAGGCAGUGGACACUAUUGGUAAUUACUCCAAAUAAUUAUUAGCAUACAACCUUACUUGGUAACAAGU